AUGGGGAGAGAGUUCGAGUUGACCGGAAUUUCCCACCAAAUUAUUGACGAAUUUUUGGCCGAACGAACCGCAACUUUGGGACGAAUAAAAGAAAACGACCUCAGAGAUAAUUUUAGUUCUCGCUUGUUAGUUAGCCUGGAAAACUUUUCUUCUACCGAACGCCGUCACAGAAAAUUAGAAAAGAGGAUUCAAUCUUACCAAGAAAAAGAACGAGAUUUUAUCACCCGUUUAAAAUCUCAACUGCCCGAGGCUCGUCGUAAUUUCCCAUCUUGUGCCGAAUGGGCGGAAAAAUUAAGCUCUUAUUCUUCUCAUGAUGCGGCCGUCCAACUUGAAAAUUCGGUUGGUGACGCGGAAAAAUGUCUAGAUAAUUUAACUGUUUGGCAAGAAAGCAGCAACCCUUAUUUAAUUAAUGCUUGUGAGAGCGGACAAAACCCCCAGCGAAUUAGGAAAAUCUGGGCUCAAUUUAAUCUAAAAAAAUUGUUGGAAAAAGGAAAUAUUGAUGAAGCCAGUCAGAGCACAGAUGGAAUUAAAAAACUAAUUGCCGAAUUGAGUAAGCAAGAGUUUGCCAAUGAGGAGGAAAAAGCGGUCUGGACGGAAAGUCGGUCCAAGAUUAACUCUAAUUUGGAAUUUCUUAAUGCUUUUCUUGCCCUUCAUAACGAGUUAGAUAAUUUAUUAGAACAAGAUAGUGAAAAUCUUGACCGAUUACGAAAAAUUAUC
Molecule: messenger RNA, 717 nt
Organism: Cetraspora pellucida
Lineage: Eukaryota; Fungi; Glomeromycota; Glomeromycetes; Diversisporales; Gigasporaceae
Source: the annotation of a GenBank genome assembly